AUGAAUCCAGAACCUGUCAAUGGGGUUUAUGAGCCGAAUGUUGCGAAUUUGAACAUGUGUGAGGGACAAACAACCAACUCGACGUCAUCUAUAUCUUCAUCCACAGCCACUGUCAACUCGGAGCCAAAUACGGCGAGAUUGCAUUCAUGGGUUAGACUGAAUGUUGGUGGCAAAGUAAGUUUUAGAAUUUUUGAUUUUUCAUGUUUAGGGUGGGGUGGCAUUUGGCAAAUGGGUCUUUACGGUUUGCAAGAAGUGAUUAUUUCAAAGUUGGCAGAUUUUUCGGAAGCGUUUGUUUCUACUAAUCAAAAUUUUAAUAAUUACGUUGAUAAGUUUGUUAAUUUUGUUGUUUUAGGUGUUCAUGACCACUCGCCAGACCUUAUGUAGAGAACCAAAUUCAUUUCUUGCCAGAUUAUGUCAAAACGACGAGUUAUUAACGAGUGAAAAGGAUGAAACUGGUGCUUUUUUAAUUGACCGAGACGCAGAGUACUUCUCCUCGGUCUUGAAUUUCCUUAGGCAUGGUAAAUUGAUCUUGGAUAAAGGGCUGUCAGAAGAAGGUAAUUUUUAAAAUUGUUCAUUGGUUUUUAGAUACAGCACUGUUGCCAUAACUCCUUCUUUACUUGCAUUGCUUCAGUUUCAUAAUUUGGUUGUUUUAGGUCUGAUAGAAGAAGCAGAAUUCUACAACAUUCCUCAUUUGAUAUCUCUAUGUCAAGAACGUCUUAUUGAGAGAUCAAAAAAAUUAACGAAACACGUGUACAGGGUCUUGCAAUGUCAUGAAGAUGAGGUCACUAAUGUGGUCUCGGCAAUGUCGGAUGGUUGGAAGUUCGAACAGGUAAUUUAUUUUUAUUUUAUCUUUUUAGGUAACAAAUCUUUUUUCAAAUUUCUUUGUUAUGGAUAAAAGCGAUGCAAUUACAUAUUGUUUGUUUUCAGCUGGUCCCAAUCAGCCACUUCCACACCAGUGAUAACCACGAAUAUCUUUGUGUGGUCUCCCGAGAAUAUCCGGAUGCUGUUCCGCACUGUGCAACCAUCGAAACGGAUCGAGCGCAAUUUCUACAGAAGAAGGCUAUGCGUAAGUUUUGGUUACUUUUCAAGGAGACAUUUUUUAUUACAUUGUUCUGUUCUACAAAGAAGUUUUAUGUUUUCAGAGAACUGA
Messenger RNA from Bursaphelenchus xylophilus (pine wood nematode), 1150 nucleotides. The record is from the annotation of a GenBank genome assembly. NCBI's taxonomy places the organism in Eukaryota, Metazoa, Nematoda, Chromadorea, Rhabditida, Aphelenchoididae.